CGGGCUAAUUAUGGGUUUACUGUCGGAAAAGGCUCUCUUCUUCUGGGAUUGGAGAUGGUUGACCACAGCCUUAGUGUUCCUGCUGUCCUACGUCGUGCUGCGAUUCUAUCGCAAGGUGUCCAAAUACCCGAAAGGCCCUUUACCGUUUCCCGUUGUUGGAAAUCUCCUGGCCCUGCGGAAUACCAACCAGCUCUACAAGAUGGCCGAAAAUUGGGCUCGGCAAUAUGGGGACCCGAUCACGUUUUGGAUGGGAGAGAAGCCAAUGGUGGUGCUCAACACGCAGAAAGUGGUCAAGGAAGCGUUCGUUGAAAAGAGGCACGAAUUCGCUGGACGUUUUUCCACAAAAAUGGCUGAACUCCAGAGGCAAAAAAACAACAGCAUCCUAAUGGAGGACUACAACCCAACAUGGAAGGCCCUCAGAAAGGUGGCGCUGACUGCAGUGAGGAAGUACGCCGUGAGCGACUCUUUGGAGAAUUUGUCCUGCGAGGUCGUGGACGCUUACGUGGAUUCGCUCAAGGAAGGCUCUAAUAUCCUGGACUCAAAGGCUCCGUUCCUGUACAUGCUCUUCAACAUCAUUGGCAUGUCUGUCUACGGAACAAAGUUUGACAAAGAAAGUCCGGAAUUGGCUAAGCUGAAAGCAUUUAAUCAGGAAUUCUUGGAGAACGCUCCUAAUGGACUCCCGAGUGACAUCGUUCCCUGGUUGGGUGUGCUUUACCGUGGGCGUGAGAAAAAGAUGGAGAUUCUCUUCAGAGAAUUUUGCGAGUUGCUCGAUGUCCUGUACAAGCGAGCUGCGAAAACAUACGUCCCCGGCAAACUCGACAACUUCACUCACUCCAUGAUAGCUGCAAGAGACGAAGCCAUUGAACAAGAAAAAAACGACGCUCAGCACUUGACCCAAGCCAACAUGGUUCAGAUCAUCAUGGACAUUUUCGGAGCCGCUACGGACACUUCAUUGGGGGUGCUACAGUGGCUUUGCCUGACGAUGACAAGGAAGCCGGAGAUACAAGAGAAGAUUAAGAAGGAAAUUGAAGCCAACCUUGGUCAAGAUCGGCCCAGCCUACGAGACAAAGAGAAGCUACCUUACACGCACGCCUGCAUUUUGGAGGCUCUGCGCAGGUACCCUAUAGCUCCUCUCGGACUUCCACAUAACACGACAUGUGACACAUCAGCUGGUGGUAUUUUCAUACCAAAAAACACUGGAAUUCUUUACAACAUCUACGCCAUAAACCACGACACCCAGAUCUGGGCAGACCCCGAGUUCUUCAGGCCGGAACGAUUCCUGGACCCUGUCACGGGUAGAGUGAACCAGGAACUGCUGCCACAGAUGAUCACUUUCGGUCUGGGUCCCAGGACGUGCCCGGGAGAGAAGUUGGCGCACGCGGACAUGUUCUACGUCCUUGUACGCUUCAUGCAGCGAGUCAGCUGCAGUGCCCUGCCGGGAAAAGAAAAGACCGCCAUAGAGGCUCUAGAUUCCAACUUGUUUCUGAUGCCAGCGAAACAAGACAUAGUGUUGACCCGGCUUUACUAACCUCA
Messenger RNA from Ixodes scapularis (black-legged tick), 1533 nucleotides. Its product is annotated as cytochrome P450 1A1-like. The record is from RefSeq and is a predicted model, not a curated record. The coding region runs from base 11 to 1528 and encodes 505 amino acids. Gene Ontology annotation, molecular function: oxidoreductase activity, acting on paired donors, with incorporation or reduction of molecular oxygen; heme binding; iron ion binding. NCBI's taxonomy places the organism in Eukaryota, Metazoa, Arthropoda, Arachnida, Ixodida, Ixodidae. The transcript has 9 exons.